AUGGCACCAUCAGCUACCGAAAGCAACACCCCAACCACAGUCCCCGAGGGGAAACUCAAGGCCGAGAAGCCAUGGGUGAAAAGUACGGGGGUAUUAGAUCAAUUUGAAAGCUUUGAAACAACUCCUAUUAUUGGGCGAGAGUUUCCCCGCGCAAGUCUCGUUUCGUGGCUUCAAGCUCCCAACUCUGAUGAAUUGCUUCGGGAACUUGCACUCACUAUCUCCCAGCGAGGGGUGGUUUUCUUCCGUGCUCAGAACGACUUAACAGCCGACCUCCAGAAGAAGCUUGUUCAGCAGCUGGGUCUUUUGUCGGGGAAGCCGGAAACUUCUGGGCUGCACAUCCAUCCGAUCUUGAACUCGGAGCGUGAGAACUAUCGGGUUUCCGAUCCAGAAAUCAGCACUAUUGAUUCGGUGUUGGCCAAAAAGCUAUAUCUGAACACAAAAUUCGACAGCGCGCACAAAAAAAAGCAGAACUCUGGAGCUUGGCACUCCGACAUUGCUUUCGAGCCUAAGCCAGCUGACUAUUCAUCUCUGAGACUAGAAGUCCUGCCAGAGACAGGGGGCGAUACACUCUGGGCUUCUGGAUACGAGAUCUAUGAUCGUCUGUCCACGCCGUACCAGAAGUUCCUCGAAGGUCUGACGGGCACAUUUUCACAGCCCGGAUUUAUUGAAGCAGCCAAGAAAGGAGGGUUCGAGAUUUACGAAAAGCCUCGUGGAGCACCGGAGAAUAUCGGCCGAGAGCUCACGGCAGUGCAUCCUGUCGUCCGCACGAAUCCGGUGACUGGCUGGAAGUCUAUUUUCCCAAUUGGCGGGCAUAUUUCACAUAUCAAUGAUAUUACCGACUUAGAGAGCAAGGCACUAUUAAAGUGGUUUGUUCGGCUUCUGGUGGACAACCACGAUCUCCAAGUGAGAUUCAAGUGGCAGAAUGUUAACGACAUUGCCAUUUGGGACAACCGUUCCACUUUCCAUACUGCGACCGAUGACAUUGAGGGGUAUGGGGAAAGAUACGGGGUGCGAACUGUAAGUAUAGGCGAGGCACCAUACUUUGACCCUGACAGCAAGAGCAGAAGGGAGGAUUUGGCGAGUAGAGCUGAAACGAGCACUUGA
Lachnellula hyalina is the source of this 1104-nucleotide messenger RNA. RefSeq names its product putative alpha-ketoglutarate-dependent sulfonate dioxygenase. Gene Ontology annotation, cellular component: cytoplasm. Gene Ontology annotation, molecular function: 2-oxoglutarate-dependent dioxygenase activity. Lineage: Eukaryota; Fungi; Ascomycota; Leotiomycetes; Helotiales; Lachnaceae. Bases 1 to 1104 code for a protein of 367 amino acids. The transcript has 2 exons. The record is from RefSeq and is a predicted model, not a curated record.